Penicillium cosmopolitanum is the source of this 933-nucleotide messenger RNA. Its product is annotated as RTA1 domain-containing protein. Gene Ontology annotation, cellular component: fungal-type vacuole; plasma membrane. The coding region runs from base 1 to 933 and encodes 310 amino acids. The record is from RefSeq and is a predicted model, not a curated record. The transcript has 4 exons. NCBI's taxonomy places the organism in Eukaryota, Fungi, Ascomycota, Eurotiomycetes, Eurotiales, Aspergillaceae.
AUGUCAGAAAUCAACCCCGACGACUGCACGCUGGCCACUUGCCCAAUUGAUCUGGCCUAUAUCAAUUACCAACCUAACUUAGCGGCAAAUAUCCUAUUCCUCGCUAUUUUCGGUUUAUUUCUCAUCGGACAACUUGCCAUCGGAUCAUGGUAUCGAACAUGGACUUACAUGGUCGCCAUGUCAGCAGGACUUAUCCUGGAAGUAAUAGGCUACAUCGGACGAGUCAUGAUGCAUAGCAACCCAUUCGAAUUCAAUGCAUUCCUUCUAUACCUCAUCUGUCUAACGAUUGCCCCAGCCUUCUUCACCGCAGCCAUCUACAUCUGCCUAGGAAGAAUCGUCAUUAUCUACGGCGAGAACAUUUCCAGAAUUCGCCCGCGCACAUACACAAUCAUCUUCAUAACCUGUGACGUAAUCGCAUUAAUCCUCCAAGCCGCCGGCGGUGCCAUCACGUCCAUAGCCGACUCCGACCAAAAAGACCUAAAGAGAUAUGGGCGAUUGGCAUUCCAGGUUGCAUCUUUGACGCUGUUUAUCGCUAUGGCCUCGGAAUUUGCUCUGCGCGUACGCAAAACUCCGGAAGAAAUGAGGAACGCAUUUACUGCCUCUAUCCGGCGUGGUUGGAAGUGGAAGGCAUUCCUUUUUAGUAUUGCCGCUGCCGUUCUCACGAUUUUCAUCCGGUCCUGCUUCCGUGUUGCUGAGUUGCAAGGUGGAUUUGAUAGUCAUUUGGCGAAUGAUGAGAUUACUUUGAUGGUUUUGGAGAGUGCUAUGAUUACUAUUGCGUGCUUUUGUAUGACGGCUGCGCACCCGGCGCUCGUCAUGGGUCGGCGAUGGGGUAGUCUCAGGGCUAAGUCUGCGCCUGUGGAAGCGGCUUCAACUAAAGUCUCGAUUGCUUCUUCUGGUUAUGAGAUGAACAGCGUGCCUUAUGGUCAUGGUUAA